Vespula pensylvanica (western yellowjacket) is the source of this 3849-nucleotide messenger RNA. It is a transcript of the gene IntS2, whose product is annotated as integrator complex subunit 2. The record is from RefSeq and is a predicted model, not a curated record. Gene Ontology annotation, cellular component: integrator complex. The coding region runs from base 242 to 3619 and encodes 1125 amino acids. NCBI's taxonomy places the organism in Eukaryota, Metazoa, Arthropoda, Insecta, Hymenoptera, Vespidae. Gene Ontology annotation, biological process: snRNA 3'-end processing. The transcript has 5 exons.
CUGUAUUUAAUUUAUUUUUUAAUUUUGCAUAUAUGAGAUAAAAGCUAAUAGUUCACUCAUGUUUGAAUUUGCAAAGAUUUCCCGCGAAACGAUUUGAUUCGAUAAGAUUGCAAUAGCUUCUUAUGUUUGUCACCAGAUAGCGUUCUCAUCGAAACUUACUAUCUGCUUUAUUAAUAUACCUGUAUGUAUAUUUGAAAGUGAUAGAACUAGUGAAAAGGUUGUUAGAUUGUUUUCCGUGAAUAUGUCGUUGGAAUUUGGAAAAAAUCAAAUAUAUCCAAUGCAUGUGAAUGCACGCGUGUCUCCUCACGUGUUUACAGCGAUACAGAAUGUAAAUAUCAAAGAGUUAUCAAAAUGUUCGCACAAGGAAAUUCGUCCGAUAUUACCAUGUUUGGUUAGGAUGAGUCUUAUUACUCCUUUAGAUAUAACGAAAGAAUGCGUAGAAGCAAGAAAAGAAGUUUUAUCAAUUUUGUCUGGAAUUGAAUCAGUUAAUUCUAUAAUUGCAUUACUUUCUAUCGAUUUUCAUGCCUUGGAAACUGAUGUACGCAAAGAACAACAAUUAAGACAAAAAUUGGGAGGGAUACAAGCAGACAGUGUAUUAGCACAAUCGUUACAAAGUGGUCUUGCAUUGGAAUUUGAGAGAAGUGAAUCUACACGUAGAAUACGUUUGGUUUUAAGUGAAAUUUUGUUCAUAGCAUCACAAAUUCAAGAAUUUAGGAAGAAUCAAGACUUCCAAAUUAAGCAAUCUGAUUUGUUUGACAAUGCUGUAUACAUGGAAGAAAUUAGUUAUGUUAUAUGUAUUGCACUUGCUGAAUUGCCAACUCUUUUAUCGAUAUUGGAUAUAACUGAGACACUAUUACAUGUAAAGCAUGGUCCACAUAUUAUUUGUUGGAUUGUUGCUAAUAAUCCUGACAGUUUUUCAGAAGUAUGUGGACAUUUGAUAGCUAAUGGAGAGCGUCAAGAAGAAUCUGCAUUAGGAAGAAUUAGAACAUCAACACUUACAAUGUUAUGUGAAAUGAACCCAUGUCAAGCAUUUGCAAUAAGAGCAAAAUGUGUAGAAUAUUGUAGAAUGCCUGCAUUGGCAAUUACUUUAAGUUUAGAACAUGAACAUGCAAAUACUUUACAACCAGAUAGUGAUAUUGUUGCAUUUAUAUCCGGUUUAUUACUUGGCAGUGACCAGCAAGUUAGAACAUGGAUAGCAAUGUUCAUAAGAAAUGGACAGAAACGAAAAUGGGAGUCCCAUACUGCAUUACAAUCAUUGAGAGAAGAACUACUCAGAAGAUUACAAGCUAUUGCUUUACAAAGUACAGAUAGCCAAUUAGAUGAAUCACAAGUUGUUCAAGCAAGUGCACUAUUAAGACUUUAUUGUGCUUUAAGAGGUAUUGGAGGUAUUAAAUUCCAAGAUGAUGAAGUUUCUAUGAUAGUUCAACUGUUAACAUCACAUCCUCCACCAUCACCAGCUGGAGUAAGAUUUGUAUCUCUAGGACUUUGUAUGCUUAUAGCUUGUCCUUCUUUAAUAGGACAUCAUAGUCUUGAAAAGCGUAGUAUUGAAUGGGUACAGUGGCUAGUUCGUGAAGAAGCUUAUUUUGAAAGUGCUAGUGGUGUGACAGCAAGCUUUGGAGAAAUGCUUCUUUUAAUGGCAAUUCAUUUCCACAGUAAUCAAUUAUCAGCUAUUUGUGAAUUGGUGUGUGCGACAUUGGGUAUGAAAAUACCAAUUAGACCAAAUAAUCUUACAAGAAUGAAACAAAUUUUUACACAAGAGAUCUUUACAGAGCAAGUAGUAACUUCUCAUGCUGUUAAAGUGCCAGUAACUGCAAAUUUAAAUGCAACAAUUCCUGGGUUUUUACCAGUGCAUUGUAUACAUCAAUUAUUAAAAUCAAGAGCAUUUGCCAAGCAUAGAGUACCUAUCAAGAAUUGGAUUUAUCGACAGAUGUGUGAUAGUGUGCCACCUUUACAUCCAGUUUUACCAGCUUUAGUUGAGGUGUAUGUUAAUUCUAUUUUAGUAACAAAUAAUAAAACAUCAGAACACACUAACAAACCGAUUACUGAAGAUGAAAUAAGGAGAGUUUUUCAAAAUAGUGUCUUUGGAGCAAAUUUUGAUUUUAAAAAAAAUCUAAUGAACAUAGUGGAAGGAGAAAUGCAUAAUAUGGAUAUUGAUACAUUAAAACCUUCACUGACAUCUCAGUUAUUAUUGCUAUAUUACUUGUUACUUUAUGAAGAUGUUAGACUAUCCAAUAUGCAUAUAUUUAUAUCACAAGGUAGAAAAGUGAAAUCAUACUCAACUGAAUUUUUAUCUGAACUACCGAUAAAGUAUCUCCUUCAACAGGUACAGAGAGAUCAAGUGAAUUAUGCUGGUUUAUUUUCACCUCUUCUUAGACUACUAGCAACUCACUUUCCACACCUGUCUUUAGUAGAUGAUUGGCUUGAUGAUGAGAUGAUUAACAUAGAUUCUCCUAUUAUAAAUUAUGAAAGUACAAAGAUUACUGAUAUUGCAAUUGUUGAAGCAUUCAGUCAUAUUAAUAAAUGUCCAUCAAGAACAGGAAGAUUGUUGCGACAAUUGAUGGCAAUGAAGCCAACAGAUAUUUGGCCACAUACAGAAAUAAUAAUACAUUAUUUUAAAGCUAUACUCAAUGAUAGGGUUCCAAGAUAUAUACAAGAACUUUAUAAACAAGUGUGGCUAAGAUUAAAUACUGUUUUACCAAGAUGUUUAUGGGUUUUAUCUAUAAAUACGUUAUUAGUUGAAAAUAUGGUAGUCAAGAAUAUAUUCCUCACACAAGAAAAUAUUGUAUUAGAUCCAUUACAAGUAUUACGAUGUGAUACAAGAGUUUUUAGAUGUGCUCCAGUUUUGUCAGUAAUUCUAAGGAUUUUACAAGCUGUAUUAGCUGCAUCACGAUCACAGCUAUCCAGACAUACACAAGAUAGACCUUUAACGGAAAAAGUUGGUCAAUUAUCAAGUGAAACAGAAAGAGAAGAUUUGAAAACAGCUUUGAUAGCAGGUCAAGAAAGUGCUGCUGUACAAAUUUUAUUGGAAGCGUGUCUCGAAACAAAAGAAGAUAGACAAAUUCCUGGACAGAUGUGGUCUUUAAGAGAAAUUAGAAGUGUUAUUUGUUCAUAUCUACAUCAAAUAUUUAUAGCAGAUCCUUCUUUAGCUAAAUUAGUCCAUUUUCAGGGAUAUCCGAGGGAGUUAUUACCAAUUACCGUUUCUGGAAUCCCAUCUAUGCAUAUUUGUCUUGAUUGGAUUCCUGAAUUGUUAUCUCAACCUGAACCAGAAAAACAAGUAUUUGCUGUUGAUUUAGCUUCACAUUUAGCAAUUCAAUAUGCACUUCCAAAAGCUUUAAGCGUUUCCAGAUUAGCAAUAAAUACUCUAAUAACUUUGUUAGGAGUAUUGCCUGCUAAAGAUCGAGUAUCUCUAUUCAUGCCGGUAUUACCUUCAUUGACGAGAAUAUGUCUUGCUUUUCCACCACUUGCUGAGGAUACUACAGUAUUGCUCUUACAAUUAGGUAGGGUUAAUUCUGCCCAAGCAGCUUUAGGUGAUAAAUCUGCAGAUGCAUUAUGUCAAAAAGUUAAUGCAACAUUUUGUACAUUAUUAUCAAAAGCCAUAUUGCAAUCUCAGAUUUAUUGAUUUCCAUACAAAGAUUAGGUCAAAACUAAUAAAUUCUUGUUUAGAAUUUUAAGAGCAUUUGUAAAUUUAUUAUUGAAUUUAUUUUAGUAUGACUUUAGAUUCAAUGCUGACAUUUUAUCAUAUAGAGUAGAUUGUUAAUAGUAUCUAUUUGAUAGAUCUAUUGAAUAUAAAAAUUGAUUACAAACAAAUGUAAUAUUUAUGUUAAAUAAUGUAUAUGUAUAUUGUAUAGU